Molecule: messenger RNA, 1634 nt
Organism: Oncorhynchus tshawytscha (Chinook salmon)
Lineage: Eukaryota; Metazoa; Chordata; Actinopteri; Salmoniformes; Salmonidae
Gene: emg1
Product: EMG1 N1-specific pseudouridine methyltransferase
Exons: 5
Coding region: 469-1257 (262 amino acids)
Biological process (GO): rRNA base methylation
Cellular component (GO): small-subunit processome; nucleolus
Molecular function (GO): rRNA (pseudouridine) methyltransferase activity; rRNA binding
Source: RefSeq, a predicted model, not a curated record
UAGGCUAUUUGAUCAGAGUAACCUAAUGUAAAACGUUUCCUUCUAAUUACAUUGUCAUACAUUUUAUCUCCGGCCUGAAAGCUACAGAAAAGGCCACAUACUCUUUCUACCAUAUGCUAUAUCUGCUACAUGAUUUACGUUAGAUUCGUGUUUUGACUGAAUGUUGGUGGAGCUCUGCAGCGAUACGUCUCUCCAACAGCACCCUGGAGAGGCGGCCGGGACUGGACAUGAUAAAUAUUUUUGCGUCCCUACCUUUUAACAAAGUGGGCACUGCUUAUCACAGGGCGGCAUCAGCGCUCACCUAAAAAGCCCAUAUGCCACUGGUUGAGAUAAACUGUCAUUGAUUUUCGGCAGAAUUAUGUGAGCUUUUAUCUGUUGUUAGAGGUACGUCUUUGUCAGUUUAGCUCAGAAAAUGCAGUCUUCGUCAAUCUGCCGCCAUAGACGGCCGCCUGCUGCCUGAUUAUUCAAAUGAGGGGUAGAACCUUGGCAAAACUCCAUCAGUAUGACGCGUUAUUCCGGCGACUACCAUCCCGAAGCAACAUGGAAGCCCACAGUUGUGACAAGCGUGGUCUUGAGCAUUUAGACGAAUAUGAACCCAAACCAGCCAAACAUAUGCGUAGCCUGCACGAUCGCAUGGUGGAAAGGCGACUAGUAGUUAUUUUAGAGGGGGCAACGCUGGAAACAGUGAAGGUUGGCAAGACAUUUGAACUGCUGAACUGUGACCAACACAAGGGCAUGAUCAUCAAAAGUGGACGGGACCCAGGGAAGAUUCGACCUGACAUUACACAUCAGUGUUUGUUGAUGCUGAUGGACAGUCCAUUGAACAGGGCAGGUCUCCUGCAGGUUUACAUCCACACAGAGAGGAAUGCCCUGAUUGAGAUCAACCCACAGACACGCAUCCCCCGAACUUUCAACCGCUUCUGUGGCCUCAUGGUCCAGCUCCUGCACAAGCUGAGUGUGAGGGCGGCUGACGGCCCCCAGCGCCUGCUGAAGCUCAUCAAGAACCCUGUGUCAGACCACCUGCCCCCUGGCUGCCCCCGUAUUAGUACCUCCUUCUCCUCUGGGGAGGCAGUGGGCGCCCGCACCGUAGUACCCGAGGAUGGGCCCGCCACUGUGGUGGUCGGAGCAUUUGCACACGGAGCGGUGAAUGUGGACUACACAGAGAAGACUGUUUCCAUCAGUAACUACCCUCUCUCUGCUGCCCUCACCUGUGCCAAGAUGUGCUCUGCCUUUGAGGAGGUCUGGGGCGUGUUGUGAUGAAGUUGACAGCUCACUGCUGCUCCAGCUAAAAAUGUUGUCAACAUGAACAUUGUCUUACAGGGACUAGAAAUGGAUUGGACAGUCAUGUUCAGCCAAGGAACAUUGUACAGAAAUGGUCCAUUUCACCAAUUGCCUCCUGUGGAUUUGUACGAUACUAUUGGUGUAUGUAUUGUGUGUAAAAUAUGGUAUUUGACAUGUCUUAAUUAAGGUAGUUUCAAUAUGAAAUUAAUACUGUUUUGAAUACACCAUCUGUAAGGACUUAGCACCAAAUAUGGUCUUCCUACUUUUUUUUUUUUUUUUUUUUGUACAUGUAUCCAGUGCAUCAUUGUUCCCAUGGUUAUACAGUGGAAAUAAUCUGUAUAGUUUGUCCUCUG